AUGACGAACGAGGACGCGCGCGAGAGCGGUUCAGGCGCGCGGUGUCAGCACAAUUACGUCGUCACGGCGCACAAACCCACCGUGGUCACGCACUCGGCCGUGGGAAAGUUUACGUCGAGCGAGGCGACUGAUUUAAUCGUCGCGAAGAGCACGCGACUGGAGGUGUAUCGCUUGCACGCGGAGGGGCUGAAACCGGUGCUGGAUGUGCCGAUAAAUGGUCGAAUCGCGACGAUGUCGCUGUGCCAAACGGGAUCGGGCGAUGGGAAGGCGCGGUUGUACCUGACGACGGAGAGGUAUGGGUUUACGGUGCUGUCGUACGACGAGGCGAACGAAGAGUUGAAGACGGAGGCGUUCGGGGACGUGCAGGAUAAUAUCGGUCGACCGGCGGAUGAUGGACAGAUUGGGAUCGUGGAUGACACGUGUCGAGCGAUCGGGUUGCGGCUGUACGACGGAUUAUUCAAGGUGAUUCCGUGCGACGAAAAGGGCGGGGUGAAGGAGGCGUUUAACAUUCGCCUCGAGGAGUUGCGCGUGGAGGACAUCAAGUUCUUGCACGGCACGCCCAAGCCGACGAUCGCGGUGCUUUACCGAGACACUAAAGAUGCGGUACACAUUAAGACGUACGAGAUCGGCAUUCGCGAGAAGGAAUUCGUGUCGUCGCCUUGGGCGCAGAACGAUUUAGAGGGUGGCUCGAAUAAAAUAAUUCCGGUCCCCGCGCCCAUCGGCGGUGUCGUCGUCUUGGGGCAGGAAAUUAUCGUGUACUUGAACAAGUUCGAAGACGACGCAGAUGUGUUUCUCAAAGCGAUCAACAUCCCCAACAUCCCCGAUCGGACGAACAUCACGUGCUACGGCGCUAUUGAUCCGGACGGCUCGCGCUACCUGCUGGGCGACGCGGACGGCAUGCUCUACUUGCUCGUCAUCUUACACGACGGCAAGCGCGUUCGAGAGCUUAAAAUUGAGAGACUUGGCGACACGUCAAUCGCGAGUACGCUUAGCUAUCUCGAUAACGGCGUGGUAUUCGUCGGUAGCACGUACGGCGACUCGCAACUCAUCAAGCUGCACGCGGAGAAGACGAGCAUCGAUAAAGACGGCAACCCGACGUACGUGCAAAUUUUAGAAGAGUUCACCAAUCUCGGUCCCAUUGUAGACUUUGCAUUCGUUGACUUAGAGCGGCACGGUCAAGGGCAAGUGGUUACGUGUAGCGGGGCGUUAAAAGAUGGGAGUUUACGCGUAGUGCGCAACGGCAUAGGCAUUGACGAGCAAGCGGUGAUUCAGCUUCCCGGUGUCAAAGGCUUGUUUUCACUUCGCGAUAGCGACGAUAGCCAAAUGGAUAAGUACUUGGUCGUCACAUUCAUAAACGAAACUCGCAUCUUGGGCUUUGUCGGGGACGAAGGGGACACGUUGGACGAGACAGAAAUUGCGGGUUUCGACGCUGAAGCGCAAACUUUGUGCUGUGGCAACAUGCAAGGCAAUGUUUUCCUUCAAGUGACGCACAGGGGCGUCCGCCUCGUCUCAAGAGGUGGCGACUUACUCGAUGAAUGGAAGCCAAAGGACGGUGCGGAGAUUCUUUCGGCGAAGUGCAACCCGACUCAAAUUCUUGUUGCAGCGGCGGGCGGGCAGUUACACUGCUUGAACGUGGCGAAGGGCAAAAUCGUCCUCUUGGCGAGUAAGACAUUCGAGAACGAAAUAGCUUGCUUAGAUUGCACGCCCAUGGGCGAUGGGAUGAGCUCGCCGGUGUGCGCGGUUGGUUUGUGGUCCAUGGAUAUCGUGCUCGCGUCAAUGAGUGACUUGAGCGUCAUCACGAAAGAAAGUACAGAUGAAGACAUCAUCCCUCGAUCGACGUUGCUGUGUUCGUUCGAAGACAUUCCAUACUUGUUCGUAGGCUUAGGUGACGGUCAGUUGAUCACGUACGUUUUAGAUCAGAACACUGGGGCUUUGAGCGGGCGCAAAAAAUUGAGCCUCGGUACCAAGCCGAUUACGUUGCAAACGUUUAAGAGCCAUGCGACGAAUGUGAGUAGUGUGUUCGCGGCGUCGGAUAGGCCGACGGUGAUCUUCAGCAACAACAAAAAGCUAAUCUACUCCAACGUCAACGUGCAAGAGGUGUUGCAUGUCUGUCCGUUCAGCAGCGAAGCGUUCCCGGACGCUCUCGCGUUGGCGGGCGACGAAGAUUUAACCAUCGGCGGGAUUGACGACAUUCAAAAGCUGCACAUUCGCACGAUCCCACUCGGUGGUCACCCGCGUAGGAUCGCGCAUCAGGUCGACACGAACACAUUCGCGGUCGCGGUCGAGCAUUUGAUGUCGAAGGGUGAUCAAGAACUCUUCAUCAGACUCAUCGACGACGGUUCGUUUGACACGCUCCACCAGUUUCGAUUAGAAGAGCACGAAUUGGCGAGUUCCUUGAUGUCGUGCUCGUUCGCGGGCGAUUCGAGAGAGUACUACGUCGUCGGUACGGGGUUUGCUUACGAGCAAGAAGAUGAACCGUCGCGCGGGCGCAUUCUCGUCUUACGCGUUGAGGCGGACGCCCUUGAACUCGUAUCCGAGAAAGAAGUUCGAGGCGCCGUGUACAACUUGAACGCAUUCAAGGGUAAACUUCUCGCGGGGAUCAAUUCUAAGCUAGAGCUAUUCAAAUGGACACCGCGCGAAGACGACGCGCACGAGCUGGUGAGCGAGUGCUCGCACCACGGCCAAAUCAUCACGUUCUCCGUCAAGACGAGAGGCGAUUGGAUUCUCGUCGGCGAUUUGCUUAAGUCCAUGUCGCUGUUACAGUACAAGCCCGAAGAAGGCGCGAUCGACGAGAUCGCGAGAGACUUUAACGCAAAUUGGAUGACUGCGGUGGCGAUGUUAGACGAUGACGAAACCUAUCUCGGCGCCGAGAACAGCUUGAACCUGUUUACCGUCGCUCGCAACAUGAACGCUAUGACGGACGAAGAGCGUAGUCGUUUGGAAAUCACGGGCGAGUAUCACCUAGGUGAGUUCGUCAACGUGUUCUCUCCUGGUUCACUCGUCAUGAGCCUCAAAGAUGGCGACAGUUUAGAAGUCCCCACUUUGCUCUUCGGCACUGGUAACGGCGUCAUCGGCGUCUUGGCCAGUCUGCCGAAGGACGCCUACGAUUUCGCCGAGCGCCUUCAAACCUCCAUGAACAAGCACAUCCAAGGCGUCGGUGGCUUGAAACACGCGGAGUGGCGUUCAUUCCGCCACACGCUUCGCCGCAAGAGCGAUCCUUCGAGGAAUUUCGUCGACGGCGACCUCGUCGAAUCGUUUCUCGACUUAAAAGUCGAGCAAGCCGACGUCGUCGCCGCUGACAUGAAGUGCGAUCGCGCCGAAAUCAUUCGUCGCGUCGAAGAGCUUCAGCGCUUGACGCAUUAA
This is a messenger RNA of Ostreococcus lucimarinus CCE9901, 3363 nucleotides long. RefSeq lists its product with no specific name. Gene Ontology annotation, molecular function: nucleic acid binding; protein binding. The transcript is spliced from 2 exons. The coding region runs from base 1 to 3363 and encodes 1120 amino acids. Gene Ontology annotation, cellular component: nucleus. Lineage: Eukaryota; Viridiplantae; Chlorophyta; Mamiellophyceae; Mamiellales; Bathycoccaceae. The record is from RefSeq and is a predicted model, not a curated record.